AUGGCUUUAGCGGGACGUCCUGAUUUUUUUCGAAGGCACCCCUUCCUUCAACGACUCUCUGUUCGCGGAAAAAAUAUUCCAGUAGAAUGGGUUGAAUCUAUUACUCAUCACUGUCCUGAGCUAAACUAUCUACAUCUUUUUCUAAAUGACCCGAACGAAGGAUUUUUGGACUCGUUGGUGCAGCUGAGAAAGCUUAAGUGCCUUGAAUUAAGAGGACAAGUGGAUAGGAAAAUUCUUCGUGGAGCUAUAAACUCGCUCGAAUCUGUUGAAUUGAAUGUGCGGUAUUCUCGAGUUCUGCUCGAGAACUUUUUUGAAGUUGUGCCACGAUUGAGUCGUUUGAAAUGUUGUUACAACAUAUCUUACGAUGAAGCACAGUUCAUCUGCGAGAAGUUUGCUUGUCUUCGAAGCUUAAAACUAACCAUCCCUUCGUCAGCAGCAGACGAUUCUGUACGAAUCGAUAAAUUGAUGCACUUGCAGGAACUUAAAUUAUCGUCCUCUUGUAACAUUCGUUCCAUUCAUCGCAACAACGUUCGGUGCUUGACAGUACUUCUUAGUAAG
Molecule: messenger RNA, 558 nt
Organism: Anopheles cruzii
Lineage: Eukaryota; Metazoa; Arthropoda; Insecta; Diptera; Culicidae
Exons: 3
Source: RefSeq, a predicted model, not a curated record